Messenger RNA from Colletotrichum graminicola M1.001, 285 nucleotides. RefSeq lists its product as uncharacterized. The record is from RefSeq and is a predicted model, not a curated record. Bases 1 to 285 code for a protein of 94 amino acids. The transcript has 2 exons. NCBI's taxonomy places the organism in Eukaryota, Fungi, Ascomycota, Sordariomycetes, Glomerellales, Glomerellaceae.
AUGAGACCCUCCGCAUUUCUUGUCGCCGCUCUUGCCGUCGUCCCCGGCGUACUGGCCGUCGACCAGAUGAAGUCUGUCAUCAUCUGGGCCCAGUCCGACUCGAUCAGCGAUGAUAUCAUCGCAAAGGCCAAGCAGUCCAUCAUCGACGCUGGUGGCCAAAUCACUCACACCUAUUCUCUGAUCAGGGGUUUCGCCUGCGUCACACCGGUCAAGGUCCUCGAGUCCGUCCAGGCUUUCAGCGAAGGCCUAGUAAUCGAUGAGGACCACACCGUCACCGGCUCGUAG